AUGGGUGACCACUACGGCUUCUCGCUGACCACAUUCAGUCCGUCGGGAAAACUUAUGCAAAUUGAAUAUGCACUAAAUGCAGUGAAAAACGGACAACCAUCCGUUGGAUUAAGGGCGAAGGAUGGUGUAGUGUUGUCAACCGAAAACAUUGCCUCUGUAUUGUUUGAAGACCAGCCGAAAAUCGAAAAGAUUAGCAAGCACAUCGGAUGUGUCUACAGCGGAAUGGGACCAGAUUUCCGCAUUCUCGUUAAACGAGCCCGAAAAAUAGCCAUGGAAUAUGAAAUGAUGUAUGGAGAAGAAAUCCCUACCACUCAGCUGGUAACGCAGAUUGCUGCCGUUAUGCAAGAAUAUACGCAAUCCGGAGGUGUACGUCCUUUCGGUGUGUCCCUCUUGAUUGCUGGAUGGGAUAAAACCCCUGGCCGACCACUUCUUUUCCAAAGCGAUCCUUCUGGUGCAUACUUUGCAUGGAAAGCAACAGCUCUUGGAAAAAACGACGUAAAUGCCAAAACAUUCCUGGAAAAAAGGUAUAGCGAGGCUCUCGAGCUUGACGAUGGUAUCCAUACAGCACUACUCACUUUACGGGAAUCAUUUGAUGUUGGAAUGACGGAAGAUAAUGUAGAGGUCGCUAUUUGCAACGCAAAGGGUUUCCAACGUCUUACAAAGCAACAGGUCAAAGAUCACCUUGGUGCUCUGUAG
Molecule: messenger RNA, 696 nt
Organism: Haemonchus placei
Lineage: Eukaryota; Metazoa; Nematoda; Chromadorea; Rhabditida; Trichostrongylidae
Source: the annotation of a GenBank genome assembly